Stylonychia lemnae is the source of this 1011-nucleotide messenger RNA. The record is from the annotation of a GenBank genome assembly. Lineage: Eukaryota; Ciliophora; Spirotrichea; Sporadotrichida; Oxytrichidae.
AUGAGAUACUUUACAGUAAGUAAAGAAAAGAUAGAAGACGAAAAGAUGUAAGACUCUUCUAAAUAGGCUCCAAAGGAAAAGGCUUUUGACUAUAGUAAAAUGGAUUAUUACCAGAUCUUAGAGAUAUUCCCCUCAGCUUCUGAGGCAGAUAUAAAGAAAUCAUAUCUCAAACUUGCCAAAAAGUAUCAUCCAGAUGUCUACCACAGUGGGCCAAACAAGGAUCAUUUCAAAAAGAUACAAGAAGCUUAUACCACUCUCAAGAACCCAGUGAAAAGAGGUGACUAUGAUAAGCAUUAAAAGAUAAAGACUAUGAAAUAUAAUAAAGACUUUUAGGAUGCUGAGAGAAGACAUAAGAAUAUGGGUCAAGAAUUUUCUCAUGAGAUGUAUGAAGAAAUGAAAAAAUAAGCAGAGGCGUAAAAAACUGUUAGAGAUACUAUUGAUCCUGAAUUUGACGAGGCCUUUAAAAAGUUAAAUCUCAACAAGCUAUAUAAAGAAUUCGUGGCAAGGCCUAUUUUAAAUUAACCUGAUGAACUACAUGACUAAAUAAUGAAGCCCCUUAGUAGAUUAAAAAUGUCAAGAAGAGAUCUAGCAAGAAUAAAAUUUGUUUCAGAGUAUAGGGAUAAGUAGAAAAUAAAGAAAAGUAUUAAGAAUAGAAUAAUAGAGCAAACCGAAAUCUUUAAAGACAUUGAAGAGGGUGCUGAAGUAUUUGCUUAAAAAAAUAUGAAUUAUAAGCAGUUAGUUGAAGAAAUGAAUAAAGAUAUCAAGGCCCUUGAAUCAAUCGAGCGCCCUCUCACAUUAUACAAAGAUGAAAAGGCUAUGAUUGCUGAAAUUAGAAAAAAAUAAGAUGAAUCUUUAGAUAAAGUUAAAAAGGUGGUGUAUCCUUUCUGGACUAUAGCAAUUAUAGUAAAUGGCAUAUUGCUUAUUGGUUAUUAUAAUCAGGAUAAAAUCCAUGAGGUUGAUGAAAAGAAAAUGGAAUUGAGAUAGAAAUUUGAUAAAUAUAGAUAUGCUUGA